AUAACUUCUUAUCCAGCCCUGGCCAAUGCAUAACAUCUCUGUUUCAUAGCACAUUAGAAACGAUACGGAAAAAUGGCGAGUUUGGCUACUAAGGGAUCAGGACUUGUAAACAGGCUUCUUACACAGGCCAGGCCACAGCUGGAUGUGUUCCUAAAGUACGCCAAAGUGGAGCUUACGCCCCCAACUCCAGCCGACAUUCCGGCCAUCCGUCAGGGACUUGGCAACAUCAUCAAGGGAGCCAAGACCGGUGCCUACAAGAACCUCACCGUUCGCGAGGCCUGGCUUAACACCCUGGUGACCGCUGAGGUCAUUUUCUGGUUCUACAUUGGCGAGUGCAUCGGCAAACGCCACAUUGUGGGAUACAAUGUCUAAAUUUACUAUAGUCUAUGCUUGGCAGUUUUUGGAAUGAUUGAAAAAAUCUUAAUUGUGAACAUUUCGACACUGAAUAAAGUGGAAUAAUACGAUAGUA
Molecule: messenger RNA, 469 nt
Organism: Drosophila bipectinata
Lineage: Eukaryota; Metazoa; Arthropoda; Insecta; Diptera; Drosophilidae
Product: ATP synthase, subunit G
Biological process (GO): proton motive force-driven ATP synthesis
Molecular function (GO): proton-transporting ATP synthase activity, rotational mechanism
Source: RefSeq, a predicted model, not a curated record